Drosophila suzukii is the source of this 1368-nucleotide messenger RNA. RefSeq names its product Pepsinogen C-like (gene Pgcl). Gene Ontology annotation, biological process: cell death; proteolysis. Gene Ontology annotation, cellular component: lysosome. NCBI's taxonomy places the organism in Eukaryota, Metazoa, Arthropoda, Insecta, Diptera, Drosophilidae. The record is from RefSeq and is a predicted model, not a curated record. Gene Ontology annotation, molecular function: aspartic-type endopeptidase activity.
UUUGCCAUUCGAUAUUGUGAACAUGGCGGGUUCCCAAAUGAAAAAGUUGGCCUUUUUGGCGGGGAUCCUGGUUUUGGUGGGCCUGGUCAGUUCCACCCUUCAUCGUAUACCCGUCCAUAGAUCACCGAAAUUCACACGUAGUCACAAAAAUAUUGUCGCCGAAAGGGAUUUUAUUCAGCAGAAAUACAAUCGCCAGUACACCGCCAAUGGUCACCCCGUGGAGCAACUAUCCAACUUUGAUAAUUACCAGUAUUACGGAAAUAUUAGUAUUGGAACCCCCGCUCAGUACUUCCUGGUACAAUUCGAUACCGGCUCGUCAAAUCUUUGGGUUCCGGGAAGUUCAUGUACGAGCACCGCGUGUGAGGAUCAUCAAGUCUUCUACGAAAGUCUGUCCAGUACCUAUGUGGCCAAUGGAACGGCCUUUUCCAUAACCUAUGGAACUGGCAGUGUUUCUGGUUAUCUAUCCGUGGAUUAUGUGAGCUUCGCCGGCCUGACUGUAAAAAAUCAAACAUUUGGUGAGGUAACCACCGAGCAGGGAACCAACUUUGUGGAUGCCUACUUCGAUGGAAUACUUGGCAUGGGUUUUCCCAUUCUGGCUGUGGAUGGUGUUACGCCCACGUUCCAGAAUAUGGUAAGCCAGGGCCUAAUUCAGAACCCUGUGUUUUCAUUUUUCCUGCGAGAUAAUGGCAGUGUUGUUAACUACGGAGGUGAACUCAUAUUGGGCGGUUCGGAUCCCUCGCUUUAUAGCGGUGGCCUAACCUAUGUGGAUGUCAUCCAGGCGGCCUAUUGGAAAUUCCAAACGGAUUCCAUCAAAAUCGGCAGUACCCUCAUUAGUACCUACGAUGCGGCAAUUGCGGAUACUGGAACUUCCUUGAUUAUAGCUCCCAUAGCGGAAUAUGCUAUGAUUGCUGCAUUAUUCGGUGCCGAUUCCGAGGGAACAUUCGAGUGCACUAGUUUGGAUUCAUAUCCGGAUCUGGUAAUCACCAUUAAUGGCGUGGACUUUAGGAUCGCAGCCAAGUACUAUAUCAUCCAGGAGAACUAUUUGUGCUCGCUGGCCAUUCAAUCCAUUACAUCCCAGGACUUUUGGAUUAUGGGCGAUGUGUUUUUGGGUCGCUUUUACACCGAAUUCGAUGUGGGCAAUCAAAGACUGGGCUUUGCUCCAGUAAACUCUGCGAUUUCCCUAAGGCAAACGGCUCUGUGGCAGGUCUUCACUUUAGUGCUGGCUUGUGGAAUGUGGAAACUAUGGCAAUAAUAUGUUUCUUAGUCAUCAAAGCAAUCCCCAAAAAUAUUAUUCUAAAAUUAAAACGAAAUAAGUGAGAUUUUUAAUAUAGUUUACCUUUUUUUUUUGGGGGGUUUUUCUUCCCUAGA